Messenger RNA from Alternaria arbusti, 183 nucleotides. RefSeq lists its product as uncharacterized. The record is from RefSeq and is a predicted model, not a curated record. The transcript is spliced from 2 exons. Lineage: Eukaryota; Fungi; Ascomycota; Dothideomycetes; Pleosporales; Pleosporaceae. Bases 1 to 183 code for a protein of 60 amino acids.
AUGAAAUCCCCCCUCCACUUCGUCUUCCUUCUCCUCAGCAUCCUCAUGCUCACUCUCCCCAUCUUCGCCUCCGACAAAUGCGACAAGUGCUUCAACAACGGCGCCGAGUAUUGCAACCGCGGCAACGGCGACCUCCUCGAGUGCAAGGACCACUGCUGGCAGAAGAAGUGGUCUGUGUUAUGA